Spirometra erinaceieuropaei is the source of this 714-nucleotide messenger RNA. Lineage: Eukaryota; Metazoa; Platyhelminthes; Cestoda; Diphyllobothriidea; Diphyllobothriidae. The record is from the annotation of a GenBank genome assembly.
AUGCUUUCUGGUCCCACAGGCCACCUCAAGCUGACUGGUGAAGCACUGACUGCUUUUGAGAGAAUCAAGAAUUUCCUUGCCAAAGCCACCUUACUCACGCAUCCCGCUCCCGAAGCUCAGCUGUCCCUGAUGGUAGAUGCUUUGGCCGUAUCUGUAGGUACAGUCCUUCAACAACACCUUGCUGGUCCGACUCGACCACUUGCCUUUUUCUCCAAAAUGCUCUUACCAGAUGAGACACGCUACGGUACCUUUGGCCGUGAACUACUUGCCAUUUACCUGGCUGUGAAGCAUAUCCGGCAUUACCUUGAAGGUCGGGACUUCACUGUUUUUACUGACCACAAACCGUUGACUUUUGCACUUCAUUCCCACUCCGACAAGUACAAUCUGAGGGAAAUCGCCCACCUGGACUACAUCUCCCAAUUCACCACCGACAUCCGCCACAUCGAUGGCACGAAGAAUGAGGUGGCUGAUAUGCUGUCCAGACCCUCACUGUCUUCCCUCCAACUCACACACGGGAUCGAUCUUUGUGCCAUGGCGGCUGAGCAACAGCGAGUCGGUUGUCCUGGUGACGAGCCUGUUAGUGGUCUCCUACUCAAAGACGUUCCUCUGACCACUGGCUCUGGUACCAUACUUUGUGACGUCUCGAUUCCCUUUUAUCGCCAUUUCGUGCCCGCCUCGAUGCAUGGACUCUCCCAUCCUUGUCAGGUUACUUAA